UUUAUUUUUUGUUUGGGUGAAAUAAGCCCACCUUUUCUACUGGUUAUUAAAAGAGAGAAGAAAGUCACGGAAAGGGAAGAGCAAUUGCAGGCAUAUUACAGAGAGAGAGGGGGAAAGGUGAAAGGGAGGAGAAGGAAGGAGGCUGCUUACCCUUUUACAGAAUCGAUCUGCGGAAGGAAUGGAAGAGGAGGUUUCUUACCCUUUUACUGUUUUACAGAUUUGAUUGAGGCUGUCCCCUCCGGCGAGAAGCACAAUAACCGCCGCCGCCACCACCGUCUCCCCCGAACCCGUGGCAAAGAGGUUGAUUUUCGAUUGAGGCUUUCCCCUGGUUCUUGCAAUUAGAUUAGUAAAGUCCUGAUUCUUCAACAUGGAAAACGACGGUAUUGUUUUGUGUGGUGGGGGAAGGAAGGAAG
This is a messenger RNA of Linum tenue, 413 nucleotides long. Lineage: Eukaryota; Viridiplantae; Streptophyta; Magnoliopsida; Malpighiales; Linaceae. The record is from the annotation of a GenBank genome assembly.